Radiomyces spectabilis is the source of this 1875-nucleotide messenger RNA. RefSeq lists its product as uncharacterized. The coding region runs from base 1 to 1875 and encodes 624 amino acids. Gene Ontology annotation, molecular function: protein binding. NCBI's taxonomy places the organism in Eukaryota, Fungi, Mucoromycota, Mucoromycetes, Mucorales, Radiomycetaceae. The transcript is spliced from 2 exons. The record is from RefSeq and is a predicted model, not a curated record. Gene Ontology annotation, cellular component: nucleus.
AUGAACCAAUCUCAGUAUGAUCUAAGCACCGUGCAAAACAAGGAAGCCUUUCAGGAUGCAGUGGAACUCAAAGACUGUCCUGUCGUAGGACGAUCGCUCGUUGCCAAGCGUCCAUUAUGCGUUGGGGAAACAGUGCUGGCUGAGCGUCCUUUGCUGAAAUAUCAUCUCGAUCCGGUCUGCCGAUCAUCGACAUCGCCUUUUCAUUCGAAAGCCCUUUGGCGCACGCUCGUGAGUCUUGUCCGAAAAGAAGAAGGUCUUGACGAUCCAGCACAACAAGAGAACGUUUCCCCAGAUCAGCGUCAUCAGCGUCAUCAGCAAGACAACCAUAGCGACGAUAGUGACUAUAAUGAUGACUACUCGGACGAUGAGUCCGAGGAAAGCGAUGACGAAGACAAAGAGGAUGAAGAGCCGGCAUCGGCGUUUUGUCCUGGCGUGCCAGCUGCCAUGGUCGCUUAUCUUCGUGUCCAUCCUCCGCCUACCUCUUGCGUUCGAAACAAUCCAUACAAGCCCUCUAAUUUUGAAUUCUUUUAUUACCCAACCUUUGAUCAUCCCACGGUUCGAUUGAUUCACAAUGUAGCGCGUCAGGCAAUUGCUUCGAUUAAAGAAUUCGCUCACUUGCAAGUGGAAGAACUCGCUUCCUUUGUCUUGAAAAUCUACAGUAAUGCUCACACCGUAGCGUAUCGAAACGAACGAGGCUUACCUACGCAUUCGCGCAAAAAGGAACGACGACGACGAUAUGAGUCCAAAUGGGGAGAUGCACUGAAUGCAAAUUACGGUGGAUGGGCAGAUACAGAAGAAUCGAGUGUACGACCUUCGAUUGCAUUAAUGUUGUGGGGAUCCAAAUUUGCUCAUUCUUGCUCUCCCAAUUUAUUUCUGCAAUACGAGCCUGCCAAUGAUGCCAUGGUAUUCACGGUGGUGCGACCGCUGAACCCGGGGGACGUCUUGACCUUUUCUUAUCUUCCGGAAGACGAUCGAUCGAGUGGUGGGUUGGUGUGUGGCACCACCGUCAUGCGCCAGGAAAAAUUGCAACAGUUCAAAUUCUUUGAUUGUGCCUGUGAACGAUGCAGUGAUUGGGAUGUGUCGCGUGGUGCGGUUUGCCCAGCGUGUGGUGAAAACACAUUGUACUUGCGGAAACAAUGGACCUGUCAGUCGUGCGGCGUGUCGCCGACGGCGGCGCCUGAGUUUAUCGGUGAACGGGAAAGUUACGUACAGAAAAUGGUGAUGGCGUUUGCGGCACGAAUUCAAGGCACACAACCGGUCGGCGAGAGUAUGAUGCGCAUGCUCGAGCCUUUCCUUGAAGACUUGCUUCAUCCCAGUGAUUCAGAGAAACCCGCGGUGCCCAAAACCCAUUGGACCUACGGCUUCAGUCACUCGUUGCUGGCCAAUUAUCAUCUUGCCCUUUUCCCCGGCACGUUUGGUCGUGGAUUAGCCGACCGGCUAGGCAUGACAAACAAAGGACUGCAAGAAACCAAAACUUAUAUCGAAUUUUUGCAUCACAGCAUUUGGCGUCCACAAUCGACGAAUGACAACCCCGUAGCCGCCUUUUUCGCCGCCUGGCGUAUCCUCUCCAUCGUCAUUGACGUUAUCAUACAAUCCACCCAGAAAUUACGAUUCCAUCGUGAAAAAUCGAUCGAUCAUCCAAAAGAGGAUGAAGCAAAAGAGGAAUCCAAUGAGCCUUUAUACGACUUGGUUCCCAUGGAGGAAGAAUGGCAACCGCUGGUAUAUUCCAUCAUGGAUAUCGUUCAUCGUCAGUGGAUACCAGUGAUUCAGACCAUUUUCCAAAACCGAGAAUCGGCUGUCAUGACAGAUAUUUUGCAACGCAUUGAUGCAUGUAAAAAGAGAUUAGACGCUUUAGAAGCCAUUGCAGUACAAUAG